GUUUUAAAGCUGUCUUACUUUAUAGAAGAUUUAAUUUAUAAUCAAUUAUACCAUUAAAGUGCCCACCUGUGGAUGAUUUGAAUAAAAAAUGUCCGAAGAAAUUAAUGCAACAGUCUGUGGUCCAACAAAGCAAUAUAAUAAAACUGAAAAAAUUAUGCAAUCUGUGGUAAAGCUGUUUGUUCAGAUGUCAACGCCAAAUUACAGUAUGCCCUGGCAAAUGAAAAGACAACAACAAACAUCUGGUUCUGGUUUCAUCAUCUCAAAUCGUAGAAUUUUAACAAAUGGUCAUGUAGUUGCAUAUCAAAAAUCGGUUAGAGUUCGUAAACAUGGUGAUGCCAAGAAGUACCACGCACAUGUGAUUCAUGUUGCUCAUGAGUGUGAUAUUGCAAUGGUUGGUGUCAGUGAUGAUGCCUUUUGGGAAGGGUUGGAAGCGUUGGAGUUUGGUGAUAUUCCUCAAUUGGAAGAAGAUAUUGUGGUAGUUGGUUUCCCAACAGGUGGUGACAACAUCAGUGUAACACGUGGUGUUGUCUCCAGAGUGGAUAUACAAAGAUAUUCACACUCAGGAGCCCACCUGCUUGCAAUUCAGAUCGAUGCAGCAAUUAAUGCUGGCAACAGCGGCGGACCAGCUUUAAAGGAUGGAAAAGUUGUCGGUAUCGCAUUUGAAACACUUGACAAUGCCGAAAAUAUUGGGUACAUUAUUCCUAUUCCAGUGGUUUCGCAUUUUCUAGAGGACAUCAGUAGAAAUGAAAAAUUUUCUGGUUUUUGUAACUUGGGAAUUAGAUGGCAACCCAUUGAGAGUGACCACAUGAGAACGUACUUUAAGCUAACCCCAAAAGACUCUGGAAUUCUCAUCUCCCGGUCGCUGAAGUUAUCGUGCAGUUACAACCAUCUGCAACGAGGAGAUGUUUUAAUGGGUAUCAACGGUGUAAACAUAGCUGAUGAUGGAACUGUACCAUUCAGAGGAAAUGAAAGAAUCUUAUGGAAUUAUUUAAUUCAUUCAAAAUUUCCCCAGGAAGUUAUUGAAGCGACAAUUCUUCGAUCAGGAAAGAAGAAAACAGUUGAAGUAGCUUUGGAAGUACUUACAUUUUUAGUUCCUCCUCAGUUAUACGACAGACGCCCAAGCUACGUCGUUUAUUGUGGGCUAGUUUUCGUCUCGCUGUCUCAACCUUAUAUGUUGCACCAGUAUGGAAAAGACUGGGGUCGAAAAGCACCAAUUCGUUUAUGUGAUCGAAUCUUGUAUGGUGUUCAGGAGAAGAAAAACCAAGAAGUGAUUGUACUUAGUCAGGUACUUGCAUCAGAAUUGACAGCUGGCUAUGACAGUUUUUCAAAUCUCCAAAUAUACCGUGUCAACGGGAUUCCAGUGUUGAAUUUAAAACAUCUUUGCCACAUCUUGGAUAAACUGACCUUGCCUCAUUCAGGUAAAUCUGAAACAGCUGCGACAGCAAAUCUUAUAAAUUCAGGUGCAAGUGACCGACUGGACAACAUCGAACCUGCACUAAGAAGAUCUGAAAAUGGAAGGGACUCACCUGAAAGCACAGCAACGGUGUCCUUGACAGACAGGGAAAGAGAAUCAUACACAAGCUUUGAUAAGCUGAGCGGUGGCGUUGAAAUAGGUGACGAUUUGGAUCGUACUGUGGAGAGUGCUGAGGUGGAGAAACGUUUACAUAAACUGCAACAAGAAGAUAGACUGUACUCUGAAUUUACAUCUGAAACGCAAAACCUGUAUUAUGGUGCAGGCGAUGACCCGCUUCUGUUAGACUGUACGAAUUUCAUUCACUUUGAACUGGACAAGGAUAAAGUAAUUGUGUUUGAUAUUGCAUCGGCUCACACGAAAAAUUUAGAAAUUUUGAGACAAUACGCAAUUAGUUUGCCGAGGUCGGAAAAUUUGCCGUGUCAGCAAUAUUAAUUUAUUUUACCUUAUCGGACAAAAAAUGUUGGAGGGACGAAAAUAUUGCCCGAUAAAUUCUGUAUUAGAGUACUGACUUAAAGCUAUAGGCAAGGAUUGUUUCAAAUGUUUUCGCCGGCUGGAUGGAAAGGCGUCUUUAGUGACGAAUGUUUUGUCUGACAUUUUUUAUUUUUUUCUGUGACUUGAAAAUUUUUCCAACCUUUUUUAAAUCCGAUAGGGUAGACAAACACUUUGAUUUGUUUUAGUUUUUAAAAGGUAUAAGCUAUGUUCUGCUCUAUCUUAUCCGUUUUAAGUUUACCGCCCUACUUCCAUCAUUUACCGGCCUACUUCUGUUUACUGCCCAUACCGUGAUUUUCUUUAUCAAAGAGUACAGUUAUGCAAAAUUUUGUCCAAAGUAUUUCUUCAAGGUAAUUUCUCUUAGCAAUUUGAGUCUCAUAUAUUAGAUCAAGAUUUUCAUUUGGGGCGACCUUUGCAGUUUUUAUCUACUUUACCAAAGGAUAUAAACUUGAAGCAAGAAAACACGGAACUUUCAAGGUUUCGCUAUUUCUGGUUUAUCUCCACCGCAGAUUUGUUUUUCUUUUUUCUUUGUUUUGUUUUAACAUAUUACCCCGUAUACCUAUUAAACGUGUCCUUGUCCAUAAAGGGUCUUGGUGCAGAGAUAAACGGAGUAAUCUCUUAUACCAUAUCAUAUACCGUUAAUCGCCUAAUUGCGAGGUAAUAAGACACGCCAUAUAUUUUAAUGUUUUUAUGUUUGUAUACUAAAUUUUAAACAAUCAUUGCAACUAUUAAGUUUGGUGCCGUCAUUCUUUGCAAUAAUAAAUGGUUCGCGUUGAUGCUUAGAUUACUUAGACACUGCACGUUCAGAAUAGUUAGAAACUCUAGCUACCGGAAAGCAAUAAUUUACUGAAAAAUGAUAUGUAAUGCACGUUUUUAUAUAUUAUUUUUCUGAAACAUAACAAUAAUAAACUAUUGUUUUA
Hydractinia symbiolongicarpus is the source of this 2883-nucleotide messenger RNA. RefSeq lists its product as uncharacterized. Bases 89 to 1906 code for a protein of 605 amino acids. The record is from RefSeq and is a predicted model, not a curated record. The transcript is spliced from 9 exons. Gene Ontology annotation, molecular function: protein binding; serine-type endopeptidase activity. Gene Ontology annotation, biological process: proteolysis. Lineage: Eukaryota; Metazoa; Cnidaria; Hydrozoa; Anthoathecata; Hydractiniidae.